Molecule: messenger RNA, 1093 nt
Organism: Rhodofomes roseus
Lineage: Eukaryota; Fungi; Basidiomycota; Agaricomycetes; Polyporales; Fomitopsidaceae
Exons: 2
Coding region: 270-1040 (256 amino acids)
Source: RefSeq, a predicted model, not a curated record
AUGUUCAGAUAUUCUGUGAUUGGCCAGCUGACGGGGCGCACACAGGCGUCCUCCCGCCCAAUUCAGUUCCGCGCCAGCCCAGAACGCACGCCGACCCGCGCGCCCCUGAAAAAUAUGUCCGCGAACCCUCCCAGGCUCCCCCCGCGACUCCACACUCUGUCUGACGGCGCGCGCGGCACACAGCAGAUCGUGAUUCGUGGCUGCGCCGCCCCAACGCCUCUCUGAUCGCUCGUACUCAUGAGCUCUCCCCGUGGCGCACGGCCUAGCCUAUGAAAGGUAUAUCUUGCCUCCCGGGGGGAGGCUGCUGGGCUUUCUGUCGGGGACUCCUGUCCGGCUGCGUCGUGUCUUCGAGGUACAUUGUACGCCGCCCCGCGCCGCCCCAGUACGAGUCCGACGGGCUGACCUUCCGCCCGAACGUGCCUCCGGACGGACGCACUUCGUGUCCACGUUCAAUUUCGACGGCAGCGUUCUCGCGGCGCUCCCAGACGUUCGCAGCGCCUUCGGUUUCCGGUGGAACGUUCGCGCGUCCGUGCACUCCGAUCUGCAGAUACGGCCAUCGCACGACGCAAUCUUCGCGCAAAGGGAUUACACGAGAUAGGAUCCGCACGGCUCGGAGUACGCGUACGUGCCAGUGGACGGCUCCAGACUCGAGCUCUAGUAACUCAGGCCCGUCCAUGUACAACGCUGGUACCGCUGGUGCUCGCCUACUCAGUCGGACGAUGCGCUCCUGCCGUCCUUCAUGCACUCGGCAAGAUUCACCCAACUCCAAGCUCUCUCCAAGCUCUCUGCACCUGUCGGCCGGAUGCACUUGCAGGCGCCCUCAGCUCACCCGAAUCCAGAACGGUUCGACCAGAGGCUGGCCACCGCACCCUCGAUUAAUGCUCCACAACCCUACCGUCAACAAGUAUCCGGGUCCGCUGCAGCGCGGAGCCGCUGUCCACCCUUUUACAUACGCCCGGCUAGCCGGUACGCCGUCCCGCCCGCACGUCUCAGACAAAACCCUAAGUCAGCCUCCGUUCCAGGACUUGAAGGGAUGUUGACCAGUCCCCGCACUGCAUCCAUGUCCUGCCAGGUGGCUCGUCCACUCGACCAC